AUCAGCUGGUGUCUGCUCCUGAUGAAGAAGCCAGGAGUCUACUUAUGCUCCUGUCUUUUCUCCUUUGCUUUUCCCUUUCUUUUUUUCCACUCAGUCAUGGCCUCCUUCUACUUCAGCUCUGAUCUCCAUCUCUGUUCAAAUAACGUUUUUGAUGACUUUUUAAUAUCACACACACUUUUCUUCCUUUCUCUUUCUUUCUUUUUUCUCUCUUGCAGAAACCAAAUGGGGAAUCUGUUAAAAGUGCUCACUUGCACAGAGCUUGAACAGGGGCCAAACUUUUUCCUUGACUUUGAAAAUGCACAGCCGACAGAAGGAGAGCGAGAGGUGUGGAACCAGGUGAACUCAGUCCUCCAGGACUCUGAGAACAUCCUGUUUGGCUUGCAGGCAUACAAAGGAGCCGGCCAGGAGAUCAGAGAUGCAAUUCAAAAUCCCAACGACCUCAUGCUGCAGGAACGAGCCUGGAACUCCGUCUGCCCACUGGUCAUCAAACUGAAGAAGUUCUACAGUUUCUCUCUUAGACUAGAAGAGGCUCUGAAGAGUUUGUUAGACUCCCUGACAUGUCCGCCGUUGACACCCACUCAGCACCUGGAGAAGGAGCAGGCGCUCGCUAAACAGUUUGCAGAGAUCCUCCACUUCACUCUGCGCUUCGAUGAGCUCAAGAUGAGAAUUCCUGCCAUCCAGAAUGACUUUAGCUACUACAGAAGAACUAUCAGUCGAAACCGAAUAAACAACAUGAAUUUGGACAUUGAAAAUGAAGUCAACAAUGAGAUGGCCAACAGGAUGUCUCUGUUCUACGCUGAGGCCACGCCCAUGCUGAAAACACUCAGCAACGCUACAACAAACUUUGUGACAGUGAACAAGACUCUUCCACUGGAGAACACAACAGACUGUCUCAGCACCAUGGCCAGUGUUUGUAAAGUCAUGCUGGAGACACCGGAAUAUUCGAGUCGUUUCAGCAGUGAGGACACACUCUUGUUUUGCAUGAGGGUCAUGGUCGGGGUCAUUAUUCUUUAUGACCAUGUUCACCCCAACGGUGCCUUCAACAAGUCCUCAAAGAUAGAUAUGAAAGGCUGUAUAAAAGUCCUGAAGGACCAGCCAGCAGACAACGUAGAAGGUCUUCUGAAUGCCCUCAAAUUCACCACAAAACACUUGAAUGACGAGUCCACUCCGAAGAACAUCCGGGCAAUGCUCCAGUAAUACCUAUAUAAAAUAUAUAUAUAUAUAUAAAUAGAUAUGAAGAGGAUCAAUGCUCUGACCUCAAAUAAGAUGUAUAUGUUUACAUUAUUUAAAAAGACUCGAUGUUAAUACUUGUUUGCAUUUGCAUAGUCAUUCCCUCCAAGUUACUGAAACCUGUAGAACAUGUACCUUGUACUUUGAAAAAAAUAUGAAAGCAUCACAUGAAUUGCCUCUACUGUUAAUAGCUGUCAGAGCACAAAUGAUGGAUACCUAUCAGCCUUAUACUAUAUAACUGAACUUUGCAAGCAGCACUUGGAACUGAAAGAACAAUGUCCUUAAAAAGAUCUUGUUAAUGUUUAAUUGACAAUGGAAUUAGUUUAGUGUACAGGUCUUGUCGAAUUCAUCUUUGGGAUUGAUUGGUUUGAUGAGAUUGAUUGACUGAUUGACUGAUUUGUUUGAUGAAAUGGUAAAAGCAUUUGGGUGUUAUCUCUUUUUAUAGUCAGCUGUUGUAUUUUUUUUUCCAAACUCCUUGUGCAUCUGAUAAAAUAAAUCCACUGUGAACAUAAUAACAUACUUUGCACAUUCAAUAAAAUCCAGUAUGUCAAAGUUUGUUUUAACUUAGAGGGUUUGCUGAUUGAAGAUUCCAUGAUAAUGAAUCACAAAAUCAAAUCAACCAACCAAAUGUUUUAUUUAAUCGUUUUGUGGUAAUGUUCUGAAUGAUAGUUGAUGAUAGUUGUGUUUUUCCAUGUUUUAAAUAACUUUUUUGUUGCUUUUGUAUUAAACAGACAAAAAAGAUUUUUUUUUAAUCUCUUUCCUUAAAGGUUUCCGUUUUCUCUCUUUUAAAAAAAAUAAAAAUAAAUAAAUAAAUAAAUCUGUUUACUCUCUAGAUGAAUUCCCAGAUGGGUUAAUGGAAUAAUUCACCUUGUCUCCACUAAAGGGACAAAUGUGACCAGGUUCAUUUUUUAUUUUAUUUUUUUAAUAUGAAUUUUGAUAUUGUUCGACAUGUUUAAAGCAACAUCUAAGUUUACUAAGUGCUUAUGAGCUCUGUUAAUUGUCUUCUAUGCAUCAAACCACACCUAGAAUAAUUUCAUAACCUAAAAUAUAAUAGUUUGAAAUAAUGUACACUUCAAAAUUUGCCUUAAAUUCAACUCUGGAAUGACUCAAGACUUGAGUGUUGACACCUGCUGUGCGUAUGAUCAUUGUCACUUGUCAGAAGGACCCAUUUUAUUGUGUAUUUCUGAUAUUCUAGCUCAUUUUACUAAUAUUACACCACAGACAUUCUUGAUUGCCCGUCAGUUCCUCCACAUGUAGCAGCAGCUAAACCCUGCUAUAACUAACCUGUUCACAUGGUCAGACAAUCUCAUCAUCUGUGAUGGUUUUAUGUUGAAGUCAGUGAAAUUGUGGUUUAGUUUUUCUGCAAUCUUUAUAAAGUUUAAUGGAAAAUUAGUUUGUAUUAAAGUACGCAACUAAUAAAUAUCUAGAUAAGUUGUUAAGACACUUUAUUUUUGGUAAAAUUGUUGUAAAAUGUUCUACUUUCCAGAGGAAAUGAUUUCUUCAUUUUUACCAUCUGUGAUAUUACAAUAAUGACUUAAUGACUUCCAGCACACCAUCGUCAACCCUGUGAUCUUACAAUGUGUAAAUGUCUGUAGCAUAUCAUGGAGAACAACAGUGCCUUGAAGACAAGGCAUAAACUGACAAAUACUAGGAUUUAACGUGUGAGACCUGUAAAGACUAUUUUUAUUUUUCAUCCACAACAUAGAAUCACUUGAAUUUUAUUUCAUGAGCGAUGUAUACCUUACACUGUACCAUACACACUCCUCAACUUUGAUUAACAUGUCAGUUUUUUUUGUUUUUAAGCGUGAUCCU
Molecule: messenger RNA, 3042 nt
Organism: Xiphias gladius (swordfish)
Lineage: Eukaryota; Metazoa; Chordata; Actinopteri; Istiophoriformes; Xiphiidae
Gene: cyria
Product: family with sequence similarity 49 member A
Exons: 10
Coding region: 22-1197 (391 amino acids)
Biological process (GO): regulation of actin filament polymerization
Molecular function (GO): small GTPase binding
Source: RefSeq, a predicted model, not a curated record